Guyanagaster necrorhizus is the source of this 717-nucleotide messenger RNA. RefSeq lists its product as uncharacterized. The coding region runs from base 1 to 717 and encodes 238 amino acids. NCBI's taxonomy places the organism in Eukaryota, Fungi, Basidiomycota, Agaricomycetes, Agaricales, Physalacriaceae. The record is from RefSeq and is a predicted model, not a curated record. The transcript is spliced from 2 exons.
AUGCCCUACCAAGCGAUAGUCAUACCCAGGCCGAUGUCUUUGGACAACAACACUUUGACAGACAACGUCACAAUCCAGAUACCUUUCGCUGCGACAGAGAUCAUGGACCAAGACGGCGACAAAUUGCACGAGUUGGGUCGAACACUGCUGGAUCAUUUGCUUCCGUUUGCCUGCACUACGUCGAUGUUAACCUGGAUUGCCCUACGAGUGCUUCCGCGAGUAGAAACACGCUAUGGACCCCAUGCCGAAAUGCAGUUACAAUCAUCCUUAACUAGCAUACUCAUGACAGCGUUCAGACAGUACUUCGUUGGGGAACGUUCGAUUCUUAGUAACCGACUAUCUAUCGUCCUUGCAGAGACUGUAGGGGAAUUCUUCACUUCAGAACUUCUCGGUGGACAAGACCUUUUCCUUGCUCUGGACACGCUUCUCACAUCGUCCGCACAUAACCGUAUCGCGGCUACGGUCGCUCUUCUUGGUCGAUGUGACGAUACAUUGUUCCGUCCAACUCAUCAUGCACUUUUCCAAGCAUUCUGCAUAAAGCUGACACAACAUCAGGCUAACGGAGUAUACAUUCAUGGUGAAAACAUGACGAACGGACAGGCGAUUAUCAUGGUACGUUGUUCUGUGGUAGCCGAAGCUCGACUGGCACAGUGGGCUUUCCGACAAUCGCUGAAUGUGGGAAUGAUAAAAGCCCAAUUUUCCAAGUCGGUUAGUUAA